GCGCCUGCCUUGGUCGCCUUCAGGGUGUUGAAGCCCUUGAAUGUACCGUAUCCUCACUGGCAAUGCUUCACGUCUAGCCACAAUCCCAUCAAGACUCUCCAUCGUUCAAAAUGCUCAUCCAAGACGGUCUACGGUGUUCUCGGGAAAGUUCUGGAGUAGUUCUUCCUCCUGGAAAUUUACCAAACACGACACGGCAGUAUUAUCGGACGCUCAAAGAAGAACCAUUUACGCACUUUCAAGCCCUCCUGGAAAAGCUGGAGUAGGAGUAAUCCGAAUAUCCGGUCCAGACGCAUCCGCAGUCCGCGACGCAUUGCUCAGAAGUUCCAGAGGAUCAUCAUUACCACCCCCAGAACCUUGGAAGUUACAACGAUGUCGUGUCGUUCAUCCCAAGAGUCCUGAACAAGUGCUGGACGACGGACUAGCCGUCUUUUUUCGAGGCCCAAAGUCAUUCACUACCGAAGACGUGUUGGAAAUUCACAUUCAUUCUGGUCGUGCGAUUGUGGCCGCUGUUUUGAACGCCAUCUCGAAUCUGCCGUUCUGUAGACCUGCAGAGCCGGGCGAAUUUACGCGUCGUGCGUUUGAUGGUGGGCGGUUGGAUCUCACACAAGUUGAAGGGCUUAGAGAUUUGAUUCAUGCGGAGACUGAGAGCCAGAGAGUUGUGGCCCUCAGAACAGCUGGAGGAGAGCUGAGAGAGCGUUUUGAGCGACUUCGGACGGAUAUCAUUCAUUGCCUAGCCAUGGUGGAAGCUCUCAUUGACUUUGGCGAAGGAGAGGAUCUCGAAGAGGGCGUGUUCGAACAAGCACGGGAAGAAACGAAGAGGUUGAGCGAAACCAUUCAAUCAUACCUCAAUGACAACCGCAGAGGAGAAAUCAUCCGAAAUGGUAUUCGUCUCGCCAUCUUUGGGCCUCCGAAUGCGGGAAAGAGCAGCUUGCUCAAUUUUUUGGCUCAACGCGACGCUGCUAUCGUCACCCCGAUUCCCGGAACGACGCGUGAUAUUCUCGAGGUUUCACUCGAUAUCGGUGGCUUACCAGUCGUUGUCGCGGAUACAGCUGGCUUAAGGCAAACGGAGGAUGUUGUGGAGAGUAUUGGAGUCGAAAGGGCCAAAAGAAUAGUUCAGGAGUCGGAUAUCUCCCUCUGCGUGUUGUCAUUACCCGAAACCCUACCCUCCGUUUCGCAGACACAGCUUCAAAUCCCGUCGAGUGUUCUACCGUUGAUCACUACGAAUACCUGCUUCCUUCUUAAUAAAACAGACCUCUUUCAUUCUCCAACCACGAGGUUGGACACAAGACUUCGCCUCCCAGAAGGAUUACCUGACUUAAAGUUCUGGUCAGUCAGUCUAAGCACGGGAGAAGGACUCUCGAAAUUCCUUCAGGGUCUUGGAAGCACCCUGCAAGAACACUUCAAUCUCCAAGCCGACCAAAGCUCAGGUCAAAUGCCCAUGAUAACUCACGCGCGACACCGGUCACAUCUGGAGACAGCCUCACGAUUCAUCGAAGCCUUUCUGCAGUAUGACGUAAACGAUGUCGUUCUCGGUGCUGAAGAGCUGAGGUACGCAGCCCAAGCAGUGGGCAAGAUCUCCGGUUUGAUCGACGUAGAGGACGUACUGGACGCUGUUUUUCGGGACUUUUGCAUCGGGAAGUAGUAUCGAAGAAGUUGCCUCCAUCCUCUCCCUUGACAUGACACAUCAAGAAUGUUUAG
Molecule: messenger RNA, 1698 nt
Organism: Marasmius oreades (fairy-ring Marasmius)
Lineage: Eukaryota; Fungi; Basidiomycota; Agaricomycetes; Agaricales; Marasmiaceae
Exons: 7
Coding region: 41-1642 (533 amino acids)
Biological process (GO): tRNA methylation; tRNA wobble uridine modification
Cellular component (GO): mitochondrion; cytoplasm
Molecular function (GO): GTP binding; protein binding; GTPase activity
Source: RefSeq, a predicted model, not a curated record